Molecule: messenger RNA, 1673 nt
Organism: Tribolium madens (black flour beetle)
Lineage: Eukaryota; Metazoa; Arthropoda; Insecta; Coleoptera; Tenebrionidae
Exons: 2
Coding region: 369-1598 (409 amino acids)
Source: RefSeq, a predicted model, not a curated record
GAUUUGAAUAUAAUACGAUACUCUGUGAGACACUCUGUAUAAUAUUCAAAACAAACUGUAAUUUAUCUUCAUCUCAUUAUAAUUUACUACGUCGGAACACACAUGAGCUUUGACCCUCCAACGAUAUGAAUAUUUUAAAUACGCCUAAUGUCUUUUAAUAUAAUUGCAUUUAUUCGCUCUAACGUAACUUGGACUAGAUCUGGGUAAGUUAUUUUUAAAUUACAUUAAUCAUCUCUCAUGGUACUCAUCAUCAAAAAAUCAAGAUUUAUUAAAGCGAAGGCCAAAAAGUGGGAGUGAUAUUAACAAUGAUUUGUCGUCAGAUAUUGUAGCAGUACUAAUCAGUCUUUAGUAGAAAUAUAUCAACAAAAAUGAGUGCUUCGUUAUCUGAUGAACAAAUAAAACUUGUGAAGAUAGUAGCAGAGAGUCAAGGCUUUAAAGAUUAUCAAAUGGAAGUCGAAGCAGGAUCUUUGAAAGGAGAUGGCUAUAUGGGAAUCAUCAACACGGUUAAAAUUUGGGAUAACAGCAAAGAUCUUCAUCUGGUGAUUAAAUCAGCACUUUGUGGGAAACAAGUAAGAGAACAAUCUCCUGUUAGGAAAGCCUACGAGAGAGAAAUUUAUAUGUACACAACAGUUUUGCCCGAGUUUGAAAAACUUUUACACGAGAGGAACAUCACGAACGGUUUCAAAGAAAAAGCAAAGUGUUACGGAAGUUUUCUCAAAGAAAAUGAAGAAUGUCUCAUUUUAGAGAAUCUUAAAGAAAUUGACUACAGACUAUGGGAUCGUACAGUACCAAUGAAUGAAGAUCAUGUUGCUUUAGGGUUUGCCACUUAUGGCAAAUUUCACGGAACUGGUCUAGCUUUGAAACACCUCAAACCGGAAAAAUACGAAGAAAUUAGCAAAAACCUAAAAAACAUUUUUUACAGUGAAGUAGAAACACCAGAAGAGAAAGCGAGAUUUGAAGAGAACUCGAAAAUCAUAUUCGGAAACGCAUUCAAGGCAGUUGCAGGAAAUGAACAAGCCACGCAAGCCCUCACUCGGUUCACCCAACAAUCCGAAAAGUUCUUUGGAGAAGAUAUAAAAAAAAUCGACAAAUAUUCAACAAUUUUACAUGGAGAUUGUUGGUGCAACAACAUGAUGUACAAAUAUACGGAUAAGGCAAAUCCAGACAAACCUAUGGAUAUGUGUCUCCUAGACUGGCAAAUCUCCUACAUUGGAUCCCCAAUAUUUGACGUCUCUCACUUUUUCUGUGCUAACAGUUCAAAGGAAGUUUUAUACAACAUAGAAAAAUUAUUAAAAAUUUACUACGAAAACUUAUCGUCUACGAUUCAAGAGGCGGGUUUAAAUCCCGAAGAAGUUUUAUCGUAUGAUGAACUGAAGGAUCAGUGGAAAUUCUAUGCGAGAUACGGCCUGUUUGUAGCACUGUUUAUAAUGAGGGUUGUUUUGAGUAAAGCCGAUGAAGUUCCAGAUUUAAGCAAAUGUGCUGAAGAGGGAAAAGAUAUGUUGCAAUCAAUCAGUUUGUCAAAACCUUCAAAUAAUGAAGAAAUUUAUAAACGUAUUACGGAUAUUGUGAUUUUUAUGGAUGAAUUUGGUUAUUUGUGAUUAUUUUAUUACUGUUUUUGUGAAAUAGGUACAGUAUUAAUAAAUGUACAAAUAAAAUUUUUAUUAUAAAUAAAU